This is a messenger RNA of Exaiptasia diaphana, 2025 nucleotides long. RefSeq names its product coiled-coil domain-containing protein 85C. Bases 207 to 1325 code for a protein of 372 amino acids. The record is from RefSeq and is a predicted model, not a curated record. Lineage: Eukaryota; Metazoa; Cnidaria; Anthozoa; Actiniaria; Aiptasiidae. Gene Ontology annotation, cellular component: nucleus. The transcript has 7 exons. Gene Ontology annotation, biological process: negative regulation of DNA-templated transcription.
GUCUCGCAUUACGAUUGGUCAAAGGUACUUCGUGGACCCUGCGGCGUAUUUAGAACCGUGCGAAACUUCAACAUAAAGUGGUUUAUAUGUAUGAAAAUUGACGAAACAGCUGUAUGAGCAGAUAACUCUUCAUUCAAGAUCUAUGGCGUAGUGCAAGGGCUUUUUAUUUUAAAUUAGGCGUUGAAAGAGUUGGAUUUACAAGCAAAAUGAGUGGUGUUGAAGAGGAAAGCGCYGAGGGUGCGAACUUGUCGCGAAGCAACACGAAUAUCAAAGACGACAAGAUCGUUACAAUGGAAGAACAUCAAAAGAUUUUAGAAAAACUUCGGCAGUGUGAGGACGAAAAGAUGAAAAUUAUGAAAGAUCACGGGGACUUAAUAAAGGAGUUCAAUAAGAGAAUGCAUGUUCACCUUGAAGAGAUUCGAUUGUUGAAGGAAGUCAACCAUAAACUUCAAGCGGAUAUGCAAGAACUCAGAGACUUAUGUUGUUACUUGGAUGACGAUCGGCAUAAAUGUCGUAAACUUGCGAGAGAAUGGCAGCGAUUUGGCCGACAUACCACCACUGUGAUGAAAAAUGAAAUAACAGACUACCAAGAGAGAAUUAAAUUUCUUGAAGAUCGUCAAGCUAGGCUAUCAUCGAAUAAUAACGAACUCAAAGAAUUGUGUCUGUAUCUUGAUCAACAACGCGAUGCUCUGACUAAGAAUUCAGACGUUUGUAGCAAAUGUUCUAUAUCAACAGACAGUGCAUCAAGCUCACCGAAUGGAAAUAGUGUCCAUGACAUUUUAAGAGAAAAAGGCGUCAGAUACUCAGAAAAGCUUGAAUCAAGACUAAGUUCCAUUGGAUUGGAGAGAAGAAACUCAUUUUCUAAAGAGGGAGCAUCAUAUCUAAAAAGUAGAAAAAAGAGAGUGUCAUUUACAUUUCCAGAAGAAGUUGACACAGAUACUGACAGUGCUGAUAGCUUUACUCGAACAAAUGGUUAUAAAGAUGGUUCAUAUCCAAGUAGUGGCAUUUUAAGAAAUGGAGUUCAACAUCAUACUAAAAAGGGAGGUUUGUCAUUCUCUAAUAACAAUAAUAACAUGACCCCAGAAGCAGUAGCACAAGCAAUGAAAGUUUUAGAAAUCCAUGAUAAACUAGAAGACCAAACCAAGACUACUACUACUACUACUACUACAGAAAAAACAGAAAAGUUAGAUGAGAAUGAAGUAGCAGUCUUGAAGGAAAUGUGUAAUGUUGUAUGGAGAAAGUUAUCAAAUGGAAAAGAACCUGAUUGUAACAAAGUCAAUGGACAUGGUGAGCCACAAGGAGAAAUUUUACAGGACUUGCUAUAAUGAUUAACAACAUAUAAUAAUCACCAUAGACAAGGUAAUGGAUGUGGCAAACAAGGAAAAAUCUAAGACUUGCUAUUAUUAACACUAUAUAUCAAAUGACUAAAUAUAAGCAAUGCCAACAAAGUCAAUGGGAUGGCAAACAACAACAGGAGAUGGUGUCGUGAUGAACACAGUAUGUUACCAGACAUUUGCAAUGGAAACAAACAUGYAAACAGGGAGGAAUUUUACAAGACUUGGUAUGAUUUAUGACACCACUGAUAAUAGUACAAAUAGACAAUGCAAUGGAAAUGGCAAGAAGAAGUCUUAGCUCUGAUUAAGACAACAACAUCAAUUAAGGUUGUCAGGUGUGCACAAUGUAUUGGUGUGGUCAGUCAUUGUUAUACAACAUUUCAAAUAUGCCACCCAGAGGCUAUUUUAUUAAAUAUGCAUAUUGCAUCCCUACAGAAACUGUUCCAAAAUGAAACAUUGCCAGGAAUGGACAAUUCCUAACACUGGAUGGUCAGUUGACUUUAUUGUCCUAACAAAAUCAAGCAUCGUGUGUCAUAYAUUUAAUUCCAUUAGUGAAGAGGAAUUUUCAGUAAUAGCAAAACUAGCUAAUAUUGUUUCAUCUUGCAAUGGAAAUGCAGAGGACUGGUUAAUUUUAAUUUCUGAAGCUUUUAGCUAUUUUUGUUUGAUUAUGAUUAAAUUACCCUAAAAAUGA